Cadophora gregata is the source of this 1689-nucleotide messenger RNA. RefSeq lists its product as uncharacterized. Gene Ontology annotation, biological process: transmembrane transport. NCBI's taxonomy places the organism in Eukaryota, Fungi, Ascomycota, Leotiomycetes, Helotiales, Ploettnerulaceae. The record is from RefSeq and is a predicted model, not a curated record. The coding region runs from base 1 to 1689 and encodes 562 amino acids. The transcript has 2 exons. Gene Ontology annotation, cellular component: membrane. Gene Ontology annotation, molecular function: transmembrane transporter activity.
AUGUCACAAAAGCCACUGCUGACACUCAAUGGAUAUGUUCUGUUCUCAAUCGGUAACCUUACUCCAUUGUUCCAGGCUGUUUGGCCAAGAUGCUGGAAGAAGUUUGAAGUCUGUGACAAGAAAUGGAUCGACGCAGUGACUUAUCUCGAGGUUGUUGGUAUUAUUUUGGGACAGAUUCUUGUCGGUAUCAUUGGUGAUGGAAUCGGGCGCCGUUGGGGUUUGAUCCAAGAUGCCCUCAUUAUGUUCGGUGGUCUCCUCAUGCUCGUUGCAUCCUGGGGUGUCGACUUGAACGGCUGGGUUAUCUGCUAUGGAUGGGCCCUUUUCUUCUAUGGUAUCGGUGUUGGGGGAGAGUAUCCGAUGACCGCAACCGCAGCUAUGGAAAACGCCACGGGCUCCGGACGUGUUUCUACCAAGGAGGACCGUCUUCACCGUGGCCGAAAGGUCACCAUGGCAUUUCUGAUGCAGGGCUGGGGUCAAUUUUUCAACCAGGCCAUUCUUAUCAUCCUUCUCCUCAUUUUCCACCACAGCGGAAAUCCGCCAUAUUCCACCGUUUCCGCACAGUGGACAUUCCGUGUGUCAUUCGCUCUCCCAGCAGUCGGAACACUCUGGCUUGUCUACUACCGUUGGUUUAAGAUGCCUCUCGCAUCCAAAGUGCUGAAUGCGUCAAAGAAGAAAGCAAAUGUCACUGGAUACGACGUCCAGUCUUUGAAGAUGACCUUCAAGUAUUUCGGACCCCGAAUCAUCGCUACGGCCGGCACAUGGUUCGCAAAUGAUGUGUUCUUCUACGGAAACAAACUCUUCCAAUCACAGUUCAUCAAGGUCAUCUCACCAGCCUCAGCCGAAUCCGGUAACGUGAUGACUGGCUGGCUGUGGAACUUGGUCAACGUCGGUGUCUCGCUCUGCGGAUAUUAUCUUGCCUCGCUCCUCAUUGACAACAAACUCUAUGGACGAAAAUGGAUGCAACAGAUCGGAUUCCUCAUGUGUUUUAUCUUCUUCGUUGUACCCGCUUUCCACUACAAGUACUACACCGGGAUCCACCACAUCAAGGAAUUCCAAGCCAUGUACUUCCUCUCCUCAUUCUUCAACCAGUUCGGUCCAAACAGUGUCACCUUCCUUAUCGCUGCCGAGGUCUUCCCUACGCCAGUCCGGGCUACCGCUCACGGAUUCUCAGCUGCCGUCGGCAAAGCUGGUGCUCUGCUUGCAUCUGUCCUAUACAAUUACAUUGGCACUCAAACGAAGUUCUACUUCGUGCCAUGGUUUGGUCUUGCAGGCAUGCUUCUCACCUACCUCUUUCUCCCAGAUACCACUGGUCUCGAUCUCAAGGAGCAAGAGAGACGAUGGACCUACCUGCGCGCUGGCCGCGGCGACGAGUACCAUGGUAUCGCUGUCCACCCCAAGCACUUAUCUAUGUGGGAACGUUGGACCGGCGUCGGCAAGGCAUACAACCCUGAGCUCGACAAAGCCAGCAAGAUCAAGGAUAUGCGCGAGGAUUGGGAACUCCGCGAGGCCGAGAAGCAAAAGCGCGAAGAUGGUCUUGUCGGUGACGAUUUCGACGAUGAUGAGUACAGUGCUGAGGUGCACAACUACUUCCAGGAGACGAGGAGAUCAAACUCGCCGAAUGGUGUUAUGCAGCGCUCGAGCAGUGAGGAGGCGGAAAAUGAGAAGAUUACGCCUGCAGGUUCGAAUUAG